AACGGUCAAACCUGCGAACCAGAAAAAUCCGACCGCCGCCAAGGACGCUGCUGACGUAUUCAAUUCACUCAUAUGCUAUUGCGGAUCAUUUUCCUCCGCUUCCCGGUAACUCCCCGGUGGCCGGUUAAAGAGACGGUUGGAGGAUUGUAUGACUAUGAAGAGUAGCGUCAAUAACAACCUUAGCAACAGCAGCAACAAAGACAAGAGGAAUAAUAAUAAUAAUGGUUUUUUGCCCACUUAUUUGAAAUUCGUUUCCACUUGCUUAAAAACUGCAUCUUCUGGAGUUCGGUCGGCUGGCGCCUCCAUUGCCACUUCCAUAUCCGGCGGUGCCCAAGACCAACGCAAAGACCAGGUGCACUGGGCAUCCUUUGACAGAUUAGAGCUUGGUUCAUUGUCAUUUAAAUGUGUUCUCUUGGUUGGAUACUUCAAUGGCUUUCAAGUCCUCGAUGUUGAGGAUGCUUCUAAUGUCAGUGAAAUUGUUUCAAGGCGUGAUGAUCCUGUUACAUUUUUACAGAUGCAGCCUUGCCCUGAAGGGUCUCAGGGUAAUGAAGGAUUCAAGGCAUCACAUCCUUUACUUUUGGUUGUUGCAUGUGAUGAAUCAAAGAACUCUGCUUUGGUUCUUGGCAGAAGAGAUGCUAUUGAUGAGCCCCAAACAGGAAAUAUUCUCACCUCUCCUAUGGCUGUUCGGUUCUAUUCACUGAGGUCUCAUAAUUAUGUUCAUGUUUUGAGAUUCCGAUCACCUGUCUAUAUGGUUAGAUGUAGUCCUCGGAUAGUUGCUGUUGGUCUGUUAACACAAAUAUACUGCUUCAACGCUCUCACCCUUGAAAAUAAAUUCAGUGUCCUUACCUAUCCUGUCCCUCAAAUGGGAAGCCAAGGAAUGAUUGGUCUUAAUAUUGGCUAUGGUCCAAUGGCUGUGGGACCUAGAUGGUUAGCUUAUGCUUCCAAGAAUCCUUUGCAGUCAAAUACAGGUCGCCUCAGCCCACAGAGCCUUACUCCUCCUGGUGUCAGCCCAUCAACUUCACCCAGCAAUGGUAGUCUUGUGGCUCGAUAUGCCAUGGAAUCUAGCAAGCAAUUAGCCACUGGUUUAAUCAAUCUGGGUGACAUGGGCUAUAAAACUUUUUCAAAAUACUAUCCAGAUCUCAACCCUGAUGGUUCUGGUUCUCCCAUGUCUUCACCUUCAGGCUGGAAAGUUGGUCGGGGUGCUUCUCAUGCAACAGAGACGGAUAUUGCUGGGAUGGUUGUUGUCAAAGAUUUUGUUUCCAGAGCUGUCAUAUCUCAGUUCAAAGCUCAUUCUAGCCCAAUUUCUGCUCUAUGUUUUGAUCCAAGUGGGACUCUUCUGGUUACAGCCUCAAUACAUGGCAACAAUAUAAAUAUAUUUCGCAUCAUGCCAUCCUACUCAAAAAAUGGAUCAGGCAGUCAAACCUAUGAUUUGAGCUCUUCUAAUGUGCACCUUUACAAGCUUCAUCGUGGGAUGACAUCAGCGGUGAUACAAGACAUAUGUUUUAGCGAUUAUAGUCAGUGGAUUUCAAUUGUCUCAUCCAGGGGAACUUGUCAUAUUUUCAUUCUUUCUCCAUUUGGUGGUGAGAAUGUUCUCCAAGUCAAGAAUUCUCAUGUAGAUGGGCCAACCCUAUUACCGGCUCUGUCUAUACCUUGGUGGUCUUAUGACUCUUAUCAUCAAUCCUUUUCUUCACCACCAGCACCUGUUACUCUCUCUGUAGUUAGCAGAAUUAAAAAUGGUAACUCUGGUUGGCUUAAUACUGUUACCAAUCCUGCAUCUUCUGUAUCUGGAAAGGCUUCCAUCCCAUCCGGUGCUCUUGCUGCUGCUUUCCAUAACUCUUUACCUCAUGAUUUCAAUCCAGCUCAUUUUAAAGCUAAUGUUUUGGAGCAUCUACUGGUUUACACUCCUUCUGGACAUGUUGUUCAAUAUAAGUUACUACCUACAACAGGGGAAGAGUUUGAUGAAAAUGCUUCUAGAACUGGACCAGGAUAUGCCUCACAAGGCCAAGAAGAGGAGUUGCGGGUCAAAGUUGAAGCUCUUCAAUCAUGGGAUGUUUGCCGACGAGCAGAUUGGCCAGAAAGAGUGGAAUGCCUUUCUGGAAUUACUCAUAGACGACAAGAAGCUGCAGAAAUAGUCACAGAUCUUUCUGAUCCUGAAGAUGAUGAUCUUGGGCAUAAGGAGGCAUGGGAGAAACCCCAAGAUCAAUCUCACUUCUAUAUUUCCAAUGCAGAGGUGCAGAUAAGCUCUGGAAGGAUGCCAAUCUGGCAAAAUUAUAAGGUUUCUUUCUAUAUAAUGAACCCUUUGGCAAGUAAUGACCACACAUUCACUACAAAAAGUGCUGGUGGAGAAAUUAAAAUAGAGCAGAUGCCUGUUAAUGAGGUUAAAAUUAGGGGGAGGGAUUUAUUAGCCGUUUUUGACCAUUUUCACUGGAUUCAGUCUGAUUGGAAUGGCAGGAGCUCUGGUGGGGGAAAGUAUACUAUUACAGCGUCAAGUUUGCGGGGUGCUAAGGAGAAAUUCCCUGAAUAUUCUAUUAUUCCUCACUCUAAAUUGAUGUCACCUAUCUCUGUUGAUAACUCAGAGAGUGGAUCGCCAAACAGUUCUUAUCCAUCUACUGUUCAAUUUGGAAAUGAUGACAGUGGGGUGGGUGGAGGGAGUCCUGUUUUGGCAUCUCCUUUGAUGAUUCAGAGCUCUCUCUGUAAAUGUGAUAGUUCAGUUUCGUUCAAUCAAUCUAAAAUCCAAAAUUUUCAAGUUGAAGACGGUAAGGCUGUUAAUAACCUGUCGUCAUUGACAACUGGCCAUCUCUCUGGUGGAAGAACUGUGAAAGAAGUAAACUUUUCAAAUAGUGGUGGGACCAGUAAAGUUUCAAACCCAAGUUAUAACCAUUCUGAUUCGAGUAUGAAGAUUGUAGAUGAGGCGACAGUAAAUGACUCCCUGGACUUUAAACAGUUUUUUCAAGAAGAAUACUGUAAGGCAUUGCCCUUGAGUGCUGGCUGUGAAUCAACAGAAGUUAUUACUGAUGUAGACAGCGGCAGCAAUCCUUGUGAUAGAGAAAAAUCUGAAGAAGGUGACAAUAUUGAAAUGCUUGGUGGUGUUUUUGCCUUCUCGGAAGAGGGUUGAUGCGUAAGUUAUUUUGUUUGUUCCGUGAUGAACACAUCAUAUUCAUUUUCUUUUGGGUCAGCCAUAUGGGUGUUAAUAUACUAAUAUAAAGCAUGGCACAGUCUCCUCUAAAUGAUGGGAAAAGUUUCUGACCUGAUUGAUUCAAAUUCAAGUAAGUUAUAUUUUGCUUAUUGUGCCUUCUGGGUAAAUUCCUGGUUCUUUUCUCCUAGUGUACAUACUGUAAAUUGGUUUUCAUAAUACAAAUGAUUUGUGGGGACAGGUUAUCUCUGUGCUGUAUUACAUUAUUGAUUCUUCAAAAGAAAAAGCAGAAGAAUAAGAAAGGAAAAUGGGUUAA
This is a messenger RNA of Rubroshorea leprosula, 3449 nucleotides long. Lineage: Eukaryota; Viridiplantae; Streptophyta; Magnoliopsida; Malvales; Dipterocarpaceae. The record is from the annotation of a GenBank genome assembly.